AUGUUCAACAGAAAAUCAGACCUGAUGAUGUUCAAUAGCAAAGUCGAACCCAUACCUAAUUAUGUGGAAAUCGUACCUGGUGAGAAAAAUGAGAAGAGGCAGUCGAUGGAGGUGUUGCCAUCAUCAGUCAAACACCUUCUCUCACUCUCUCCGUUCAACUCCGACUGUAUUACCAUGGCUCCACCGCCGUCCCCCACCAGUCUCCAUAUCAAAUCUAUCGUAUUUCCACCAUCCGUCAAGCCUUCUGGUGCAACCACCACUUUGUUCCUCGCCGGAGCAGGUAACUUCAUGAAGUUCACGGGGAUUGGUGUGUAUCUGGAGGAUAAAGCUAUUCCGUCACUCGCCGUUAAAUGGAAGGGCAAAACUGCUGUUGAGUUGACAGAUUCCGUUGAGUUCUUCAGAGACAUUGUUACUGGAACCUGCUUCUGUUGCAUUUUCUGCUCUGAAUUUAGCAAUGCACUUUCAUGGGUGGCUUUCCUUCUUCAUUCAAGCUACCUAUGA
Lactuca virosa is the source of this 501-nucleotide messenger RNA. The record is from the annotation of a GenBank genome assembly. NCBI's taxonomy places the organism in Eukaryota, Viridiplantae, Streptophyta, Magnoliopsida, Asterales, Asteraceae.